GGUAUUGUCAUUUCUUCCAUGGGAUGGAUGGGCAAACCCUUUUUGCCUCUACAUCGGCUGCAUCGUCACGCGACAUCUUCCCUCCAUUGCCAGCAGGCCGGCAUAGUAUCAUGACACCCUCAAUGCGCCGAUCUUGGGCUCCAGAAUCUAUGCACUUAAAAAGAUAAGGUAGACGAGCAGCAUCGGAGGCACGAAAGGGAUAUGGCAUAGCAUGCCAUGCCACUCGUAUCUUCCUCCCUCAGCUCCCUUGCAAAAGAGAAGCCAUGCAUCUCAUCCCGCCGCAUAUUUAUGUUCGGCUGUUGGUCCCGGUAGCCUAAUUAUACUGUGUUCUGUGUACUGUGUGCACUGUGUACCAUGUCUGCAACAGCUGGCCUCGGCCCUACUGAUAAUAGAAGACGAAUACCUGCAUUUGAUCCCGCUGCCCCCUUUGCAGACUGCCUUGCGUUAUGUCUCCGCAAGACCAUUUCACUUAUAUUCCCCAACGGGAAAUAAUGGAGACCCUUCAAUCUUCAACCUUACGGGUAGCUCUAUGCAAAGCAAGACCAGUUCUAUCCAUAUCUGCCCCGUCAACCUAACAGACCUAACUCCUCGCGAAUAGAAUCAGCAUAACAUCAUCACCGACUUGUAGUCCUUCCGCAAAGAGCAGGGCUUCAGCACGGGCAUCAUGGUAACCAUCGCGGGAGACCAGUACCUGGGAAUCUGGAAUGAA
Messenger RNA from Aaosphaeria arxii CBS 175.79, 709 nucleotides. RefSeq lists its product as uncharacterized. The coding region runs from base 212 to 598 and encodes 128 amino acids. The record is from RefSeq and is a predicted model, not a curated record. The transcript has a single exon. NCBI's taxonomy places the organism in Eukaryota, Fungi, Ascomycota, Dothideomycetes, Pleosporales.